UGUUGGUUAAGGGCUAGUAAGUAACCAUGUCACGGUAAGGUCUACACUUGUUGUAUUCGGCGCAUGUGACAAAUAAAGUUUGAUUUGAUUUGAAGGAUGAUAAAUGGAGACAAGAUGCACCUGAGCUCAAUUUCGAGUCACGGGUCUGAAUACUUAUGUGAAUAAGGUAUUUCUGUUGUUGUUUUUUUAAUACAUUUGAAAAACAUUUCUAAAAACUUGUUUUCGCUUUGUCAUUUAAACCAUUAUAUAAUAAGGCUGUAACGUAACAAAAUGUGUAAAAAGUCACGGGGUCUGAAUACUGAAUACAGAGAAUGCUCUGUAUAACCUCUUGUCAGUAGUCUACUCUGGAUCUGCCCCAUGGACUGACAUCCUCUCCUGGUCACACGACCAUGGCAAUGUAAGAUUGAUACUUGUAACUACCAAUAUUAAAAUUGACCUCAUCGAUUUGUUACAAAGUAACAAAAUCAUGAGAAAACAGGUUACAUUUGUCGAGGAAAUAAGAAAAGGAGAUCGCCUGAUAAAACGCGGUGGUAGCUGCGUUUUAGCAACAAGAUCUGCGGAGUCAAAUAACAUGUACCAUCAUAGAUAUAUAGGUAUGUACUGUAUGUAUAGCCUACUGGUUGUUACUUGUGCAUUGUAUGUUUGCAUGUUUACAUUGUUAAUUUGAAAGUAUAGGCUAUUUUGUGAGUCAGAAAUGCAAGGCGAAACGCUGCUCUGUUGAUAGAGAAAUGAAAUGUAAUAGCCUGCGUGUGGCAUGUAAUAGACACCACAGAAGCCAGUCGGGUAUAGGAGUUCAUAUCUUUCCAAAUGGUAUUUUGGAAAAUGUAUUUUGGGGAGUUAUCCAAAUGUUAGUGUAAUGUUAAUUUGGUACAUCAAUCUAUUUAACAUUACUGGUGAUUGAUCUAAUACGCAUUAACAUUUUACUCAAUCAACAAUUGUGUGAUUAAUGCAGAUCGAGGCCUCAUUAAUACACCUAUCUAUAUGACAGACUCUGAGCAUGUGUAUAAGGAACAAAACACCAGGGUGGAGAUGCACAGGACAGCACAUUUCAAGGUUCCUGACCACCAGCAGGUGAAAACCAUACACGUCCCCAAGUCCAUGAUGACUGCACCAUUUCUACAGCAUCCAACCCUCACAACUGGACAGAAACGAUAUCUCUACAGUAUUGCAAAUGUCUACAGCACCGAGCACAUGAGGCGACUGAUGAAGCAACGCUAUCUCAAUGUGCUUCACCGGUGUAUUAAAUCAGGUCAUAGCUCUUUGGAUGGAACCAAACAUCCUACUGGAGGUCCACUGCUUAAAGAUCGGCUCACGUUCAAGAUGGACAAUGAGAGAGAUACUGGAUCUAGAAUCAAGCCAUAUGGACAGAGGAAGGGCACCACAGUGCACUCUAAAGUUAUCCUCCCAAAGAUUACCAACAGUCACAGUGCAGAGUGAGAAGAUUGCAUUUGAAAUAAUUAUAAUGAAGUCAGUCAUACAUUCUAUUAUUCUGACAAUGUAUUGAAGUAUAGUAUAAUUUGUAUCAUUUCAAAACACAUUCUCCUUAUUGGUAACACAUUUAUUUGAGUCUCCCGUUAAACUGUUUAUACGAGUUUUUAAAUAGUUUAUAAACCAUUAUUACACACUGUACAUGUAUUGUCUGUUAAUUGUAUGAUUACACGUCAUUUUAAUAAUAAAUGGUUUAAAACUUAAAGGUAGAGUCAGCGAUAUGAAGUAGAUGCACAAAUUAAACAGCAUAGUGUGCCAAUUUCUGCAACAAGGUCGUUGAAUCGCGAGUCUAAACUUCACUGUUUUGGUCCGGUGGCUACCUCCUUGUAAGAGCAUGAAGGGAACCUUUGCACAUGCGCAGAUACUGUGUGUGACUGUGUGAGAGCCGUCUUUCAUCUGGCUCAUUUGCUCAUCACAAUAUCUGCAAGAGCUGCUCGUGCAAUGUCAUUUUGCUGACUCUACCUCUUAAUUUGCAGUUGAUAAUGUGGUGAGUAUUUGAAAAAUGUAAAAUAUAAUCUCCCCCAAAAGCAGGGGCAAAACUAAUAUACAGAAACAUCUGAAGAGAAAUAAAUGACAGCUGGGAAGGUUUCUGUAAUAGGCUUGUGAGAUUAUUAUGUAACAAUGUGUUUGCAGUGCAUUUACUACAGUGUGACUGCUUGACAAUAAAUUAUAUUGGUAAAACAUC
Messenger RNA from Oncorhynchus masou masou (cherry salmon), 2173 nucleotides. RefSeq lists its product as uncharacterized. NCBI's taxonomy places the organism in Eukaryota, Metazoa, Chordata, Actinopteri, Salmoniformes, Salmonidae. The coding region runs from base 982 to 1437 and encodes 151 amino acids. The transcript is spliced from 4 exons. The record is from RefSeq and is a predicted model, not a curated record.